AUGGCCUCCGCUGCUCUGCAGGAAACUUGGUCGCGGAGGAACAUACCAUGCCUCGAGUGUAUGUUAUUCCUUGCGAGACUCGGACCUGAUAGAAUCCGUAGGUACAGUCUCUGCUUAGAGAGCCCCUCAGGUGCUGUGCGCUGCCGUCAUUGUCAACAUCCCGAAACCUACAGCCGUUGCGUUGCGAUAAGUGCUGCAGCCCUGGCAAUCCCAACCUUGCAAACCACUGAUCAGCCGGACCAGAUCCUUCGCGGAUCCGAGCUCGCCUGUAUAGCUGUGAACUUGAUCCAUGCUGUCAAGGCGUUCCAAGCAUCUACGGACGAGGACAAGAACGCAGCUCAGCUGAUAAGUCUCCCUGUCGCCAAUAUGCAAACUCAUCAGACCCAUGCCCGUAAGGCCUGGGAGUCCAUAUGGGAGGUCAGAAAGCUCGAUAAGAAUAUCGAUGAGAAAGUACGAGAGGUUAGGCGGCUGGAGGAGAAGCUUGCUCAGAAGACAGGGGAGGUCAAACGCUUUGAGGAGAAGCUCGAUGAAAAGAAGAUUGCGGUCGAAAAGCUCAAGAACGAGAUCGGGCAGCGCAAGAACAAGUUGAGGGGACUCUUGAAUAGUGUAGCAAUGUAG
Molecule: messenger RNA, 618 nt
Organism: Fusarium fujikuroi IMI 58289
Lineage: Eukaryota; Fungi; Ascomycota; Sordariomycetes; Hypocreales; Nectriaceae
Exons: 4
Coding region: 1-618 (205 amino acids)
Source: RefSeq, a predicted model, not a curated record